AUGGAGAUAUCUCUACAGAGAGACAGUAAGGGUAUUAGAUACGAAGGUUAUGACAAAGCCUUCAAAGUGUGCUUCUUUGAAGAAGGAGAUGUUGAAGGCAAAAACGAACGAUAUGAGUUUCGGUAAGUUGGAAAAUUUUGGGGCCACUAAAAAAUGACAGAAGAUUUUUUGGACUACUUCUGAAAAUUGUUCCAAUUCAUUUUUACAUAGAUUCAAGAAUUUAUAGAAGAUAAGUUUAUAUUUUGAUGAUCUAUAAUAUGAGCAAUCACAUUUUCAAUAGGAAUUGGACCAUUGAAAAUGAAUUCAACCAUAUAGUCAAUUUGUUAGAUUUCUGGUGGGACCAUUUUAAAAAUUUUUUAGAGGUGAUUAAGAUUAUUUUAAUACCGGAAAAGCUUGGGUUAGUCAGUUUUUUUCUUACCAAAUUCAGAAGGUUUUUUUAUUCUGAAACCCAUUAAUCGAUAUCGAUUCACAAAAUCAUCUGAAAUUCAUUUUUUGUUUUCAGCUGCAAUUAUGAUCUCGAAUGUUGCGGUCGAGUUUGUUGUACACCAACAGAUGCCACAGUUCCACUUUGGUUCGUUCAUAUUUUUCAAUUUAGCCUAACUUUCUCCAAAAAAAAAACAUUCAUUUCAGGCUUAUGAUCAUUCUGAUCGUUUUGGCACUUUUGCUUCUUUUGGCUUUGUUCGGACUUUUAGCGUAUUUGUUGGGAAGAUGGUUGAAGUCACGACCAAAGAAAGGUUAGUCUAACUUACAAUUAGUGUGUUUUCUGCAACCAGCAAGUUCUAUGAGACCAAAUUUCCAUUUCCCCAUUCAAACCUCUUCUACUUGGCAUGUCCCUCCCCAAGUUCCCCUAACUCCCCCCGAAUGUUGCAGAAACUAAAGAAACCAAUAACAAAUACGCCGCCUUGAGAAGCAACGGAGAAUCUGACGAAUAUGCGAUCCAUGAUAAUAAACAAUACAGUACUCCAGAUGAUAUCUACAGUGCAUACGGUAGAAAAUAUGAUGGAAAUGGGGGAGCUGGAAGUCGAAACGGAUGGAGGAAUAAUGGGUUAGAUAUUGAGCGAGUUAGCGCAAAUGGAAAUGGAAAUGGAUACGGUGAUGGAUAUCGUCGCCGUGAUUUUGCUUUAACCCGCGAUCAUUUGAGAAGACCAUCGAAUAAUAUUUAUGAUAGUGAUAAUGGAAGUGUUAUUCGACACGGUGUGCAUGAAACUGUUGAAGAGAGUUUCAAGCAAGAAAUUACUUAUGAACGACCAGUUGAUUCGGAUUCCGAUUCUCAUGAAAUGUUGUGA
Molecule: messenger RNA, 1286 nt
Organism: Caenorhabditis angaria
Lineage: Eukaryota; Metazoa; Nematoda; Chromadorea; Rhabditida; Rhabditidae
Source: the annotation of a GenBank genome assembly